Molecule: messenger RNA, 735 nt
Organism: Fusarium odoratissimum NRRL 54006
Lineage: Eukaryota; Fungi; Ascomycota; Sordariomycetes; Hypocreales; Nectriaceae
Exons: 1
Coding region: 1-735 (244 amino acids)
Source: RefSeq, a predicted model, not a curated record
AUGACAACGGCACAAGUCUCGCCAGGAAUCAAACUCCUGCGAUCGAUACCCUCCCCCAACUACCGACUUUACUCAUCAACCACACAAAUAUUGCGCCAACAUACAAAAGACCACCCUCAAGAAAAUCCCAACAGACCAAGACAAUCACCGAAUCGAAACGUAACAAAAGGACGGCCUAAACCACUCCGCAUCUUCAUCCCACCAUCAAACGACCAUGUAUUACCAUCUGGAAAACUGCUCACUACACCAGAAGUCUGGUCAUUUCUUCAAGAAACAGGCAUCGAGUACGACAACUCUAAGGCUACACGUCUGCAUCUGGGGCCUGACGAGCAAAAAGUGAAGGCACUAUUCAACUGCCUUGUUCAAUACUCGCCUCGAUAUAUACUACACCCUUUCCAUCUGCAACAUUUAAGGCCUGGAAUAGCCCCGAUGUUGCCCGUAAUCAUGAGCAAUUACCGACGCAAGUUGGAAGAGGAGCCUCUCUGGACAUACACAAUAUGCAGGGGAGGAAGCAGUAACGUGGUGCGACACCUGAUGGUCAAAAGGUUGACAGGCGCAUUCUGGACAGCCAUGAAAGAUCUCGGAUACUCAACGAAUGGCCCACGAGGAACGCUUAUAAUGACGAUCCACGAUCCUUUGAAAGUCGCCCAAGCCCCAGCUCAUAUUCUUGGCGAGGCAGUUGCGAAGCAACUGAAGCAAACCUGGGAAGAAUACAGGCUUGAAAAAGAGACAUGA